Molecule: messenger RNA, 2105 nt
Organism: Cicer arietinum (chickpea)
Lineage: Eukaryota; Viridiplantae; Streptophyta; Magnoliopsida; Fabales; Fabaceae
Source: RefSeq, a predicted model, not a curated record
AAUAUAAUUAAUAAACACCCUACACACAAACUCGCUAUUAUAGUGGAUACAAGUUAUUUGGGCCCAUGCUUCACGUGUUGGUCGAACCCAGGCCCAAUAUCUCCAAACAUUACAAAUUCGAAACCCUAUAUUUGAUCACAUUGAGAUUCAGAACUAACCCUUCAUCAACCUCUUCUCUGACGGCUACAACCCUCGUCGUUUCCAAACCCUAAUGGCACCGAAGAAGGAAAAGGCUCCACCACCGUCGUCAAAGCCGGCGAAAUCAGGAGGAGGAAAACAGAAGAAGAAGAAGUGGAGCAAGGGAAAGCAAAAGGAAAAAGUCAACAACAUGGUCUUCUUUGAUCAAUCUACCUAUGAUAAGCUUCUCACUGAAGCUCCCAAAUACAAACUCAUCACUCAUACAAUCUCGUCGGUAGAUUUAAAUUUUUUUAAAUAAAACUGAUGGAAAAAAAUAAUGUGGCUGACAAAAGCAAAGUUGAAGAAUCAAAAUUGAACUAAAACUAAUUAAAAGACAAAAAAUAUAAACUUAAAAAAAGAUAAAAGACCAAAAAGUAAUUAAAUUUUUUUAACAAAUAAAAAUAUAUUAAAUUAGUACAUGAAAUAUAAUUAAAAAAAAAUCAAAUCAUAAUUGAGUAAAAAAUUAAUUAAUAAUUAAUAACAAUAUAAAAUUAGUAAAAGACAGUAGAAAAAAAUGAUACAAUACAAAGACCCUACUUUGACUUGUAUGAUUCUGAAAAGUAAAAGAGGGAUGACAGUAGCAAGCAAAUCAGCAUCUUCCUACAUAACCGUUAUACAACGGAACACAUCCCCGGUAACCAAAUUCAAAAUGAAAAGUAAAAAACACAUUCAUUCCCUUACUUUUCUUCCUUUUUCAAAUCCAACUUCCAAUGUUUAUAUUAAACAUAACCACCACAACCCUUUACUAACCCUUCCUCUGCUUCUUCUCAUCAUUUCUCAACCAAAAUUAUGGGUUGUUGCAUUAGCAAAUGCACACCCGAUGACAAACAACAUCCCCUUCAACAACAACAACAACAACAGAGUCAAUUCAACAAACACCUUCAAGACAAGCUUGUUAUUUCUCAACCUUCACCAAUUUCCCAAACUCCAACAACAACUACCUUUCAUUAUUCUUCAAACAAAAUCUCACCUUCUCCUCCAUCUCCAACCUCUUCCAUUUCUUCCUUAACAUGCACCACUUCCAACACCAUCUCCUCCUCAGCUUCUUCAUUUUCAAGUACUAAUUCUUUAACCUCUAAAGAUAGAUCUUUUUCCAACGAGUUCCUAUGGUCUUGCUACAAGGAAAAUCCACACAUCACUCGCAUCAAGGAAUCUUCUCAUUCCUUCACACCAAAAAAGAUUGUAAUAAACCCUUCACCAAUAAAACAACCUCCACCGCAAAACAUGCCACAGAAAAGAAUGCGAUCAAACUCACCAACAAACCUAACAAGACAGAAAAGUUUCCGAAAGGAAGUAGAAGUAUUACCAUUGAAAACUAACAACGUAAGUAGAAUGUUUGGUUCUUCACCUUCUCCAAGCCGUCGAUUCAAUACUACAUUAUCCGACAAUAGUGUUUCGAAACGAAUGAUGAAUAACACCACCAAGGUUAGUUGUGUUAAAGGAGCGAGUAGUAGUCCAAACAACAGUUCACGGCGGCUUCAUUCUUCAACUGGUUUGAAUUUGAGGCAUAGAGAGACUAAAAUUGAUGAGACUGUGGUUAAGGAUGUUCAUUCUAGUCAUCAUCACAAUAUGGAUUCAACAAUUAUGGAGGAUAUUGAUAAUCCUCUUAUCUCAUUGGACUGUUUCAUCUUUUUGUAGAAACACAGUGUGUAUUCUCUAUAUUUUUGUUUAUUUGGGGUUAUGUUCAUAUACAUAUAUAGUUUGUAACCAUUUUUUUUUUCUCUGUUUGGUUUUUCUUUUUUGUGCUUGUUGAUUGAUGAUUAUUAAAAUGUAUUCAUAACUCACGUAGAAGCUUGUAAGGUUGAUGGAUUUUGUGUUUCUACCUUUAAAUUAUUAAUUAUAAGAUUGAAGACACAUUUGUUUCUUCUGGAUUGAGUCAUUGAAUUUGUACUGUGUAUACCAUAAUAAUGAGAUUACUUCAUGGUUAA